AUGUCAUUGAGGAGCUUCACAACGACUACCUCGCAGAACACUGUAUAUGGGAGCACUGACACCUUCUUGUCUACUAUGUCGAAUCAGGCACAUCAAAAUUACCAGGAUAUCUGGGCAACCGAGCUCCAAAACAAAGGGUGGAAGUAUAGGCUUGGUCAUGACGAAAGGUCUACUUCGGAGAGCUACAUCACCCUCUUAGACAUUUCGUCUGCCUGCCAUAUAACCGAAUGGCAGAUCAAGGCUCCUGCUGAGGACGAACCCAUACAGGAUUGGAUCCAGACACACAGAGAAAAGCUGCAAACGCUUGGACUCAACACCAUAUCUCGAUUAAUCGUGUUUGAGGAAGAUUUGUGCUUCUGUGCCCAAGAGCUUCUUGGAGUCGAGUACAACAUCGAGCCCGCAGUGUUCCGAGAUAUUGUGUAUUCCCGGAUGGUCAGACAUCAGCCUAACGGCUGGGAGACACAUGAUACUCAGCUACCAGAAUAUAUGACCGAGUUCUCCCCACGGCAUUUGGAUUUCGGAUAUGGUUGGGUGAGCAAGAUUAUCGCUACUGAGCAGAGUACCUUUUCCAGACCCAAGAACGUUGUCAUCUUGUCAGCUGGUACUCUGCAGAUCUGCUCUCCUGCGGGAGCGUCCCUGGAUCGGUCGCCUUCUAUUGGCUAUCGACCACAUGGUCUUGAAGAUCUUUAUCAAGGAGGACUGGGUUACACUCAUGACUUCUUCGUGGAUUGUGCAGAGGUUUUUAAGGCAUCUAUUCGAAAAUGGCCCCCAUCGCUUCAUGUCGCUGCGCACGAAGACCCAUUGAUGUUCCUGUUGCCGGUGCUCGAUAUUCACACCACGAUCUUGAGAGGGGAGCUGGCGGGCAAAGAUCGUAGCCUUCGUAUGGGCAGAGGCGAGUGGCAGCGGCUCCCAAUGCUGGUCGAAAGAGCUUGGGAUGAUCUACGCAUGAUGAAGCACGACAGCACCGGGCCUUUCGAUUGUUUCCUGCAGUACGAUGCUGAACGGAACGACGGCCGCACUCAAAAACAAGACGAGUAUGUACGUUUAUUUGGGAGAUUCCAGCGCGUCGUGCAUCAACUUCAUCGCACCGAGCAGCUUGCCCGAGACUACUUACAAGCCCAUGUCGGAUGGAUGAGCCUCGAAGAGUCUCGUGCAUCAAUCAAGCAGUCCAAAAUUGCUCUAGAAGAGGGUAAGCGGACAAAACUAGUCACCAUGCUAGCCUUCUUCUUCGUCCCAAUAAGCCUGGGCACUUCGAUCUUUGGAAUGAACCUUGAGGAACUCAACGGGUCCGGGAAAUCUGUUUGGGUUUUCCUCGUGACGACAUUAUGUAUAUUCAUCGUGUCUAGUUUCAGCUGGGGAUUCUCGUAUCAAAUUUCGAACUACUACUCACUGCAUGAGCAUGUGUACAGCGAAGGCAGACCCGGUCCCGUCACGGAAGACGGGGAAGUGCAGGUUGAAAGAGGAGGCGACGUACAUUGGCAGGUUAGGCUGCAUCAAUUCGCACAAUUGAUCUCGAAUGGACACGUGGUUUGGGCGUGGAAAUCCGGCAUCGCAUUUUCCCUAAUGCCCAGCGGCAGGAGAGGGUUCAUCAAGUCCUGCUCGUCUCAUUCGCACUCUCGCCCACCAUUAUCUACGAAGGCUCAAGAGUACAUUGAUAAACACAUCUACUACGCCAGCAUGGAUGAUCCGCAUUUCCCAUGCUCUUACAUUAUCAUGCAUCUCGAUUUGGAGCACGGGUUUGAGUAUGCUCACUUCGGACGGAUGAUCGAUUCAGUGCUGCCAGUCUAUCGGAGAGAGGCUUCCAUCAGUUUUCAGAUUGCGCUUCACGAUGAACAAGAUUUCAACGCACUGAACCCUCUCAGAUUUCUGGAUCUCUUCUUCUUGGAUGCUGCUGGGACCGACUCAGCGCUUGCUUGGCAGCCUGCAGCAGGUGCAACAGACGAUCUGGGUCUGGAAGCCAUCUUGAUUCGUCUCGACUCGACUCUGCGAAAGUUGAAGAGCCGUUGUCUCGGGUCGGAGGACGUUUACGAGCCACCUCUCCAAGCACCCACGGAGGCAGAGAGUCUGGAUGAAGCAGUCUUCCUGCCCAUAAUCCAUGAUGUGGCAAAUGUGAGACAGCACAAGCUUUUCUCGUUCGAUUUCAGUGUUGACUUCCUGCAUCGCUCGUUGCGGGAUUUCAUGGUCAGUGAUGGAUUGCGGCUCCUUCGUCCAGACUCAAGUUUCGAAUUUGACUCGUGGAAUUUCCUGCAUAACGCAAGAUUUGUUCAAGCCCAACAGUUCCAACCAGCCGGAUUCUGCGGCCCACUGACAACUGUAUUCUGCAGCUAUGUCCUCAGUACACUUGGCGUCCCGGGCUAUCGUACCUUCACGGUCUCGCGGAGUUUGGCCACAGAAUAUGCGAAACCGUCGAGAGUAUCCCUGGAGAUUACGGCUACUUUCCCAGUUUCUCGUAUUCGAACGCCUGACUUCGCGCCGCAAUACAGAAGAGCACGGAUUAGUAACGUGGGUAGACACUCUGCAUCACGUGACGAGGCUGCGAAGUCCAGGAGUCAGCACUUGGAGGACGUUGCAGUUCCUCGCUCAGCAGAUUUGCAGAACAGUCGAAGCUGA
Exophiala xenobiotica is the source of this 2610-nucleotide messenger RNA. RefSeq lists its product as uncharacterized. NCBI's taxonomy places the organism in Eukaryota, Fungi, Ascomycota, Eurotiomycetes, Chaetothyriales, Herpotrichiellaceae. The record is from RefSeq and is a predicted model, not a curated record. The transcript has 4 exons. Gene Ontology annotation, molecular function: metal ion transmembrane transporter activity. Gene Ontology annotation, cellular component: membrane. Gene Ontology annotation, biological process: metal ion transport; transmembrane transport. The coding region runs from base 1 to 2610 and encodes 869 amino acids.